AGCGUGCGAUUUCCUACGAAAUUUACAAAGCAUCUCUCCUCCGUUAAAACCAUUAGACUGUUUCUCGGCCGACUUAGAGGUGGUUUUCCUGUGACAUGGACUCGCACUUUCUGACCCUUCAAACUGGUUCGUGGACCAACGAGAAGCACUUGCUGUUCUUAAACACCAUGGAGGCCUCCUUUGUGCGUGCAAUGUUUGAGAGCAACGGUCGGAUUGCUCUCCGCCUGGACCGUGACUUGCCGGACAGCUCGGAGUCGACAUUAGAUUCGAAGACGCAUAGAAGAGAAAGACACGCCACCCCAGUCCGAGGAGCCAGAAUGGUCUGUAGGUCUGACAAGAGAGCAAGGAGGAGGGUAUCAUCUCGCCCCUGCAAACCAACUCCAGAUCAGGUGGUUCCACAGCUGGAAAGCAAAAUAGGCGCUGAUAAGGAUGAGAGAGACCGCUCGAUAUUAAUGGCACCUGCCAUCUGAGAAAUAUUCCUUCUCGCUGGAUUAAAUUUUCUUUUAUUUUUUUGUGUUUUUCUCCCCCUUAUUUUCCUUUUUGCCUGGUUUCUGUAAUAAUAAUAUGGCUGCGGUGAUUCGUGGGAGAUGAUCAGAUUAUGACCAUUUUGCUC
Messenger RNA from Carya illinoinensis, 613 nucleotides. RefSeq lists its product as uncharacterized. Gene Ontology annotation, biological process: response to cold; regulation of circadian rhythm. The record is from RefSeq and is a predicted model, not a curated record. The coding region runs from base 96 to 470 and encodes 124 amino acids. The transcript has 3 exons. Lineage: Eukaryota; Viridiplantae; Streptophyta; Magnoliopsida; Fagales; Juglandaceae.